This is a messenger RNA of Cygnus atratus (black swan), 1719 nucleotides long. RefSeq names its product XRCC1 N-terminal domain containing 1, N-terminal like (gene XNDC1N). Bases 89 to 1276 code for a protein of 395 amino acids. Gene Ontology annotation, cellular component: nucleus. The record is from RefSeq and is a predicted model, not a curated record. NCBI's taxonomy places the organism in Eukaryota, Metazoa, Chordata, Aves, Anseriformes, Anatidae. The transcript is spliced from 10 exons. Gene Ontology annotation, biological process: single strand break repair; base-excision repair. Gene Ontology annotation, molecular function: damaged DNA binding.
GAGAAUUCGGGCGGCGGCGGCGGCGGCGGGGCCGGCCCUCGAGGCGAGCAGAGCCCCGCAGUGUCGGAGCCGCCCGCAGGCGCUCGCCAUGGCCCCGGUGCGCAUCAGCUUCGUGGUGUCCUUCUCCUCGCAGGACCCCCGGUACCCGGUGGAGAACCUGCUGCGUGGUGACGGCCGGCGGCCGUGGCUCAGCUGCCCCCAGGACCGCAGCCGGCAGCUGAGAGCGGAGCUGCAGCUGGAGAGAGCCAGCGCCAUCGGCUACGUGGACGUCGGUAACUGCGGCUGCGCCUUCGUGCAGGUGGAGGUGGGGCGCUCCUCGUGGCCCCUCGGCCAGCCCUACGUCCCCCUGGUGCCCAGCGUCACGCUGAUGACGCCGGCCGAGUCGAGGACGGGCGAGAACCGCUGCGGGGUCCGGAUGUUCAAAGAAGCAGAUUUCCUGGCGCUGGCAGUGGGGCAGAAGUGGGACCGCCUGCGGCUCACCUGCAGCCAGCCCUUCAGCAGGCGCGGCCAGUUCGGGCUCUCCUUCCUCCGCCUGCGCACCCCGAUCGACCCCGAGCCAGACCCGCGCCCGGCACCGGAGGGCGCCGAGCUCACCGACAGCCCCUGGCGCUGCAGCCCUGCCUUCUGCAGGACUCUGUCCCCAGAGCCGCGCUCGAGCUCGAGGGAGGAGGAGCAGCUCAGGAGCCGCCUGCAGCAGCUGGAGCCGGGCACCGCGUCCCACGCCUGGAGCCCGGCCCGCCUCAGCCGCCCGGCCAGGAUGGUGCUGUCGGCGGCGCGGAGCCGGGCCAUGAAGCCCCGAGCCAGCACCAGCACCCCGGGGAGCAGCCCCGAGCUGCCGGCUGAGGACCGGGGAGGCCCCGCAGCACCGGGGUCCACGCAGGACGCCCCUGCACCCCCAAAGAGGGUCCGCAGGCAGCCGGGCAGCAGGCAGAGGGCUCACAGCCCCGCAGGCAGGGCUCUGCCGGCUCCCCCGGGGAAGCCCAGCGCAGGAGGGAGAGCCCGAGCCCAAGCCCGCGGCCGCAGCGAGGGACAGGCAAGGGCAGGCGGCAGCGGAGGGGAGAGCAGCGGAGGGGAGGAGGUGGGGCUGUGCCCCAUCUGCUCGGGCUGCUUCAGCAUGGCGCUCCUGCCCGCGCACGCCUCCCGCUGCGGCGAGGACGACUCCGACUCCGACGUGGAGCAGCCGUCCUCCCCCGGCGCCUGGGUGCCCUGCCCCAUCUGCGAGCUCCGGUUCAGCCCGGCCGAGGUGGAGCGGCACGCCAGCACCUGCGGGGAGUGAGGGCAGGGACCACGGGUGCCGUGCAGCAGGCUCGGAGCCCCCCCCUGACCCCACAGACCCCUCGCUGUGCGGGGGGGGGGGGGGACCGGGGGAAGCUGCGGGUAGCGGUGGUCGUGCGGACCGACCCCCUUCAGCGGGGUCCCACCGCAGACGGAGGGAGGAGAGGAGCUGCUGGGUUCCCUGCAGCGGUGCCUGAGAGGCCGAAGCCGCGUCGGUGGGGCUGGUGGGGACGGCAGGCGGGGCGCGUCCUGCCUGCCCCUCGUCUCAUCAGGCUCCCCGAGACACCAGGGCAGGAGCCGCCGGCCGAGGAGCCCCGGCAGCAGGGGGGAGAGGUCGCUUCCAGCCCGGCACCGGGGAGAAUGUGGGGAGGGGGGGGCUCAGCUGUGCAAAUGCUGUCUCGGGAGGCUCCUGCAUUGAGGUUUAAGGGCAGGCUGCGAGGGGAG